This is a messenger RNA of Austrofundulus limnaeus, 3171 nucleotides long. RefSeq names its product zinc finger protein 385C (gene znf385c). NCBI's taxonomy places the organism in Eukaryota, Metazoa, Chordata, Actinopteri, Cyprinodontiformes, Rivulidae. The transcript is spliced from 11 exons. Gene Ontology annotation, cellular component: nucleus. Gene Ontology annotation, molecular function: zinc ion binding; nucleic acid binding. The record is from RefSeq and is a predicted model, not a curated record. The coding region runs from base 372 to 2117 and encodes 581 amino acids.
AUGGCAAUGCACACUUGUUUUUACAUCGUAAAAACCCAUGUCUAGUUUUUAUUAUUUUUUUCUUAGGGUCUGCCAUAUGGAGACAAAUGUGAAAGUCAACGGCAGGUUAAUGAAGGUGAUGGUCUCACACGUCGGAGAGCAGCUGAGGCAGGAGGACAAACUUAUGCUUGAGAUCAUCCAGGAGUCCUGUCAGGAUCAGGUCUGUCAGGAUCAGGUCUGCACGGAGACUCCUCCGGCUGUAAUCAGUGGAACGAGCAACAGAUGCGGAGCACCAGAAGGAAAUAAGCAGAAGCAGAGGAACAGCAGGAGUUGGUUGAAAAGACUGUAAAGAAAAACGCAGGAGGAGACGAGUCCGGCAGGACCUGGGAGGUAUGAAACGUCCUUUCAGCCUAUCCUUUCCCCCCAAUCCUGAGCAGGAGUCGGGCGGUGUCGGAACGGGGCCGGUGCAGCAAAUGGAUAUCGAGUCUUGCUACGACGGCGCAGUACCAGAGGGCCGGUCACCGGGGGGCGCCCUGCAUUCUUCCCUCCACAGACCCAAACGGGAGCGGAGGCAGCGCUCUUACACCCUGUGUGAGGUCUGCAACAUCCAGCUGAACUCAGCGGCGCAGGCCCAGAUCCACUACAACGGCAAAUCCCACCAGAAGAGGCUGAAGAAGAUCAGCCGCGGCAAAAUGCCAAGCAGCGCAGGAACAUCUGCCCAGGGCAGCCCCCUCCUCGCCUCUCUCCCAGUCCCAGGAAGACCUCUGCAGCCUCAGCUCAACCUCAAACACCUCCUGCCCUUCAGACUCAAUGGCUCCUCCCCCCUCAGCCUCUUCCCUAACUUCAACGCGAUGGACCCGGUCCAGAAGGCGGUGAUCAAUCACACGUUUGGUGUCCCUCAGCCCCUGAAGAAGAAACAGAUCAUCUCCUGCAACAUUUGCCACCUGCGCUUUAAUUCCACGAACCAAGCAGAGGCCCACUAUAAAGGCCACAAGCAUGCCCGGAAACUGAAAGCCAUGGAGGCCCAGAAGAACCGGCAGCGGCGAGCUGCAGACGCCUCGGCCGCAGGAAGAGAAAGAGAGCGAGGCAAGAUAUCCAGCGAUGCGGCUCUUCCUGCGCCUGCAGAUACGAGCUCAGAGAAGGAAAGCAGCAGUCUUCAGUCUGAUCCAGAACCAGCCAUCCUAGAAGGGAAACUCGACSAGAGUCCCAGGAGCUCGCUCAUGUUGACACCCAUGUCCGAGGUCUCCUCUGUGGACACGGUCACCCUUUCCCCUCCUCAGAUAUCUCCAUCCUUGCAGCUCUCUGAGACGGCGUCCGACAGCGGCGCCCCGGAGGUGGUAGAGGUCACAGAGGUCACAAAGGUUGUGAGUCUGAGCAUCGAGUCCGGCGGUGUCGCGGACUCGUCCGUCACGGAUGGAGAGCCGCGCACAGAUGACAACAAAGAGGCCAAAAAGAGCAAAGCUCACCUUCAUUGUCCUGUUUGCAAAGUCACAGUCAACUCCGUCUCCCAGCUGGAUGCGCACAACAGCGGUACGAAGCACAAACUGAUGCUGGAAGGUCACGUCGUUCUGCCUCGACGCAGGGGGAAAGUGGUGGCAGCUCGAGCCRGCUGCAAGAGCAAGCGGCUCGGCAGCAAAGGCAGCGUCGGCGUGCCCAGCAAGAACUUCCAAUGUGAAGCGUGUGAGAUCUUUGUGAACUCUGAGACCCAACUAAGCCAGCACAUGAACAGCAGACGGCACAAGGAUAGGCUGGCUGGAAAACCACCCAAACCCAAAUUUACCCCCCACAGCAAGAGCCAGCCGAGCUCCGGCUUAACGAACUUGAGGUGGAGCGGCUACGCGGGCGUGGCGGUGACCGCCAUGAAGAAAGCCUUCACCCAGUGCAACCUCACCUCCUUCUCCUCGCAGACCAAACUGGCCUUGCAGAAGCAGCUGACCAAGAGUUUGACAACUGGCUUCCUGCCCAGCCCCCUCACCCCACCAACUCUGUGCACAGUUGCAGCGAACCCGUUGGCUCUGCGCCACCCGGUGGGCACCGCCACCUUCAUCCAGACCCCAUUCCUGGGCCCCGCACUGUUCCGGCCCGCCCCGGGGCCGCUGCGGGCCACGCACACCCCCAUCAUCUUCUCCCCCUACUAAAGGACUUAACCGACCUCCCAGUUAAGCUCCGAACAUAUCCCUUUACCAAACCCGAGGCCCUCYGUUGGUGUAACACAACCAAGGUCACAAGCAAACUAUGCAGUCCGCCUGACUUUAAACAGGAAGAGUGCACAAACGGUUCUCACCAGGCCUCAAGACCUGGGACCUCUUCUUACCGUAAAGGCCAAGAUCCCCCAUCAUGCCUUCUUUCUGCUCCUCUUACACUGACCUCAGGAGCAGAACAGGCCUGCAGACAGUGACUGGCACAAAGAGGCCGCUUUUAUAGCCAUUUUAUGGGUCAACAUGGUUUAAAAUUAUAUAUAUAUAUAAAUAUAUUACUGUGUAAUUUAUUAGACAACCAAUAUAGACAAGUCUAGUUGUAUGUUUAGUGUGGUCGCCACAUAAAAAAAGGUCCCUUUACUUGAUGCUCUUUUUAUGUUUGGAGGUUUGAUGAAAAGUCCUUGUUAAGUCUUUAAAGCAGCUGAACUCAAGCCAUACGCUGCACAAGCCAGUCUCUCUGAUCAGUGUUUCCAGCUUCAGCUGUGUUCUGCAUGAUGUUCCAGACAUCAACUCAUUACAUGUCUUAACUUUAGGCCUCUUGAGGACAAGAAUGGCUCCUUGGUGUAGGUCCCUGUAUGUCAAAACCUACAAAUCCAGCCUUUACCUGGGCGUCCUUACUCCUUACUUAAUAUUUAUCUUGUUCUUUUUUUAAGUUACUGAUUGCAAAGUAUAGAAACAAACAUAAAACAGGGUUUUCCUGAACUUAAUCAAAUCCUGAAAUUUGAAAAAGUGUACUCCAGUUUUCCAGAGACGAUAUGCAAUUCUGAAAUGUAAACAAAGCACUCAGCUAAAUCUGAUGAAAGUUUGAGUCACAUGACUGACCUAUUUAAAGAAAUAUGAUGCCUAAAAUGGAGAAAAUGACUCAAUAUGAAAAAUAUAUUAUGUGGAUUUUGUUUUUUACAUCAAGUUUUUUUGACUGGUCUUCAUGACUYUGCAACAAGUACCUGUAAAGGAGACAUAUCAUGCUUUUAAAUCCUUCUUUUUCACAUUUAAA